Messenger RNA from Pelobates cultripes (western spadefoot toad), 165 nucleotides. NCBI's taxonomy places the organism in Eukaryota, Metazoa, Chordata, Amphibia, Anura, Pelobatidae. The record is from the annotation of a GenBank genome assembly.
AGGCGGAAAACAAAGAACCCAGAGAAGCCGACACCGGGAAGCAAAAAGCCGCACAGAGCAAACCAGGGCCCACAAAGAGUCACCACAUCGCAAUGACACCGAGGAGACAAUUACUCACCUAAGCGGCUUACCACAGCACUCACUUAGCACACCACCAACUCCCAG